AUGGUGUCCUGGCGCUCGCUGCAGGUGUCCGGUCCUCCAGGUGAUUCCGGCCACUUCUCUAGGCGCUUGGCGCUGCGGGGGGUGCUCGGAUGUGCCCGGAAGGACCAGCUCGCUCUGCUGGAGGACCAGCGCGUCACGCGGCUGUGCCGGAUCGUGUCCCCGAGCCCGCUCAUGCUGCAGUGCGCCCUAUACCAUCACCCCAACCACACCCACCAGAUCACCCCCAUCAUCAGCGUGUACAGCCGCAUGAAGGAGGACAUUUCCUGUCUGAUGACUGAGUUGCAGACGCAGAGGAGGAAGCUGGAGGAGCAGAUCUGUAAAAUGUCUCAUAACAAGUCCCGCAUUACCAACGAGUCGGACGUGCUGAAGUGGGUGAUCCGGAAGGAGUUCGGCGAGCUGCGGCGCCUCCUGGAGGAGGAGGAGGCGGGCUUCAUGCAGACGGUGGAGAGCUCCGCCUCCGCGCUCGUCGCCUCCAUACAGACGCAGGCGGACGACAUGGCGCUCGUGCUCGCCAAGUUCCAGGAGGCCGAGGGCACGCUGGAGGGGCUGAGCAACGAGAGUCACCUGGAUUUCAUCCGGAAAUAUGGAUCCAUUGCUCCAAGGUUCAGAGAGUGCCAGCAGAAGCAGCAGAGAGAGGAGCGGUCCUACAGCGCCAUCACCUUCAAACCCGGGUUCAACCACAGCGACAUCAAGCUGUCUGUGUGGAAGAGACUGCACAGGAGAGUCCUGCCUGCUCCGGAGCAGCUGAAGCUGGACCCCCUGACGGCGCACCCCCUGCUGCGGCUCAGCCGCGGCGACACGGCGGUGGAGUGCGGCGUGCUGCCCCACCGUCUCCAUAACAACCCCGAGCGCUUCAGCUACAGCUACUGCGUGCUGGCCAGCCGCGGCUUCUCCGCCGGCAAGCACCUCUGGGAGGUGGGCGUGGCCGGCAAGCGCAAGUGGCGUCUGGGCGUCGUCAAGGGCACCGUCAGCCGCAAGGCCAAGCUACCCAAGAGCCCGGAGGCGGGGGUGUGGCUCAUCGGCCUGAAGGAGGGGGGGCUGUACGAGGCCUUCGCCUCCCCCCGCGUCACCCUGCCGCUCUCCGCCCCGCCCGCCACCAUCGCCGUGUUCCUGGACUACGAGCGGGGCGAGCUGAGCUUCUUCGCCGCGGACAGCCCGCAGGAGCUGGGCCUGCUCUAUCGCUUCCGCUGCGACUUCCAGGGCAAGCUGUACCCGCUGUUCGACGUGUGCUGGCACGAGCGGGGCGCCAACAAGCAGCCCAUAACGCUGCCCCCGCCCCCCUGCCCCCAAAUAAGCCCUCUGCCCCCGCCUCCCGCCCCCAAAUAAGCCCUCUGCCCCCGCCCCCUGCCCCCAAAUAAGCCCUCUGCCCCCGCCCUCUGCCCCCAAAUAAGCCCUCUGCCCCCAAAUAAGCCCUCUGCCU
Messenger RNA from Anguilla rostrata (American eel), 1420 nucleotides. RefSeq names its product E3 ubiquitin-protein ligase TRIM50-like. Lineage: Eukaryota; Metazoa; Chordata; Actinopteri; Anguilliformes; Anguillidae. The transcript has 7 exons. Gene Ontology annotation, biological process: protein ubiquitination. Bases 1 to 1326 code for a protein of 441 amino acids. The record is from RefSeq and is a predicted model, not a curated record. Gene Ontology annotation, cellular component: cytoplasm. Gene Ontology annotation, molecular function: ubiquitin protein ligase activity; protein binding.